Messenger RNA from Periophthalmus magnuspinnatus, 6413 nucleotides. RefSeq names its product myosin IB (gene myo1b). Lineage: Eukaryota; Metazoa; Chordata; Actinopteri; Gobiiformes; Gobiidae. Gene Ontology annotation, cellular component: brush border; vesicle; plasma membrane. The record is from RefSeq and is a predicted model, not a curated record. Gene Ontology annotation, biological process: vesicle transport along actin filament; actin filament organization. Gene Ontology annotation, molecular function: microfilament motor activity; ATP binding; actin filament binding.
AUGACAGAGAGGGCAGUGUGAGCCAACAUGGAGGUGAAGACAUCACUCCUGGACAACAUGAUCGGGGUUGGGGACAUGGUCCUCCUCGAGCCCCUGUCUGAAGACUCCUUCAUAGAGAACCUGAAGAAACGCUUCGACCACAGUGAGAUCUACACAUACAUCGGCAGUGUGGUGAUCUCCAUAAACCCGUACAGGUCUCUGUCCAUCUUCACACCCGACAAAGUGGAGGAGUACAGGAACAGGAACUUCUAUGAGCUCAGUCCACACAUAUAUGCCUUAGCAGAUGAAGCCUACCGAUCGCUACGAGACCAAGACAAGGACCAAUGCAUUCUUAUCACGGGAGAGAGUGGUGCAGGGAAAACGGAGGCCAGUAAGCUGGUGAUGUCAUAUGUGGCUGCAGUGUGUGGGAAGGGCCAAGAGGUCAACAAGGUCAAAGAACAGCUGCUCCAGUCCAAUCCAGUUCUAGAGGCAUUUGGAAAUGCUAAAACUGUGAGGAACGACAACUCUUCCAGAUUUGGGAAGUACAUGGACAUUGAGUUUGACUUCAAAGGAGAUCCUCUGGGUGGCAUCAUCAGUAACUAUUUGCUGGAGAAGUCUCGUGUUGUAAAGCAGCCAAGAGGAGAGAGGAACUUCCACAUUUUCUACCAACUUCUGUCUGGAGCCUCUGACGACAAUCUCAAGAAACUGAAGUUGGAGAGAGACUUCAAUAAAUACAACUAUCUGAGCCUGGACUCUGCAGUGGUCAAUGGGCUGGACGACGCAGCCAACUUCAGGACUGUCAGAAAUGCCAUGCAGAUUGUGGGUUUCAUGGAGGAUGAGAUGCAGUCUGUUUUGGAGCUGGUAGCUGCAGUUUUGAAACUGGGAAAUAUUGAGUUCAAACCAGAGUCUCGCUGCAACGGCACAGACGAGAGCCGUAUCAAGGACAAAAAUGAUUUGAAGGAGAUGUGUGAGCUGCUGGGGAUCGAGCAGUCUGUUCUGGAGAGAGCCUUCAGUUACCGCACAGUGGAGGCCAAGAUGGAGAAAGUGUCCACUACUUUGAACGUGGCUCAGGCUUAUUAUGCCCGCGAUGCCCUUGCCAAAAACCUGUACAGCCGCCUGUUUAGCUGGUUAGUCACAAGGAUCAAUGAAAGCAUCAAAGCACAGGCCAAAACCAGGCACAAAGUAAUGGGUGUGCUUGACAUCUAUGGCUUUGAGAUAUUUGAGGACAACAGCUUUGAACAGUUCAUCAUAAACUACUGCAACGAGAAACUGCAGCAGAUCUUCAUCGAGCUCACACUGAGAGAGGAGCAGGAGGAGUAUGUCAGAGAGGGCAUUGAGUGGACCAACAUCGAAUACUUCAACAAUGCAAUUAUCUGCGACCUCAUUGAGAAUAACCAGAACGGGAUUUUGGCGAUGCUUGACGAAGAGUGCCUGCGUCCCGGGACAGUGACAGAUGACACGUUUUUGGACAAACUGAACACAGUCUGUUCAGAGCACCAGCACUUUGAGAGCCGCCUCAGCAAAAACUCCAAGUUCCUUACUGAUCACAGCCUGCCACACAAUUGCUUCAGGAUCCAACACUACGCUGGCAAGGUGCUGUACAGAGCUGAAGGCUUUGUAGACAAGAACAACGACCUGCUAUAUCGCGAUCUGUCCCAGGCCAUGUAUAAGGCCAACCACAGCCUGAUCAAACAGCUGUUUCCAGAGGGGAACCCAGCCAAAGUCAACCUGAAGAGGCCCCCCACUGCCGGGUUCCAGUUUAGGCAUUCAGUCGGGACGCUCAUGAAGAACCUACUGACCAAGAACCCCAACUACAUCAGGUGUAUCAAGCCCAAUGACAAAAAGGCAUCUCACAUUUUCACCGACUCUCUGGUGCGUCAUCAAGUACGUUACCUCGGUCUGAUGGAGAACGUGAGGGUAAGGAGGGCGGGCUAUGCUUUCAGACAGCCAUACGAACCCUGUCUGGAGAGGUACAAGAUGCUCUGUAAACGCACAUGGCCCCACUGGAGAGGACCCGCCAGGGAAGGCGUGGAGGUGUUAAUGACAGAUCUCCAAGUCAAUCCUGAAGAGUUUUCCUACGGCCGCUCUAAAAUCUUUAUUAGGAACCCCAGAACUCUUUUCUUUCUGGAGGAGCGGAGGAAGCUGUGCCUGGAGGACCUGGCCACACUCAUUCAGAAGAUCUACAGAGGAUGGAAGUGCCGCACACACUUCCUGCUUCUCAAACAGAGUCAGAUCACAGUGGCAGCCUGGUACCGCAGAUAUGCACAACAAAAGAAGUACAAGAGGAUUAAGAGUGCUACCAUAGUGGUUCAGUCCUACACCAGAGGAUGGCAGGCUCGCAAACUCCUGAGAGAGCUCAAGUAUCAAAAGAGGUGUCAAGAGGCAGUGACCACAAUUGCAGCAUACUGGCACGGGACACAGGCCCGGCGAGAGCUCCGUCAGCUGAAGGAGGAAACCAGGAAUAAGCAUGCCGUGUUGGUCAUAUGGGCCGGCUGGCAGGGCACCAAGGCACGUAGAGAGCUGAGGCGGCUGAAGGAGGAGGCCCGUCGUAGGCAUGCAGUUGCUGUCAUUUGGGCCUAUUGGCAGGGACUCCAGGUGCGCAGAGAGUACAGGAAAUUCUUCAGGGCAAAUGCAGGGAAGAAGAUCUAUAACUUUGUCCUCCAGCGAAUUAUUCAGAAGUAUUUCUUGGGCUUGCGGAGCUCCAUGCCCUCCAUGUCUCCCAUUGACCGCAGCUGGCCAAACAGACCCUACCUGUUCCUGGAUCAGACUCACACAGAGCUGCACCACAUUUUCCACCUCUGGAGGUGCAAGAAAUACAGGAAUCUGUUCACAGAGGAGAAGAGGGCAGUUUAUGAGGAGAAGCUGGAGGCCAGUGAGAUCUUCAAGGAUAAGAAAGCUCUGUAUCCAAGCAGUGUGAGCCAACCAUUUAAGGGUGACUACCUGGAAAUCACCAAGAAUCCCAAGUACCAGAAGCUGAACAAUGUGGUGGAGGAGAAAGUUCUAUUGGCCGAUGUGGUCAAUAAGAUUAACCGGGCCAAUGGGAAGGGCACAGCACGGAUCUUCCUCCUAACCAAGAAGAAUGUGGUUUUGGCUGAUCAGAAAACAGGACAGGUCAAAGCCAGCGUCCCCUUACCAGACGUGUCCAGUGUCUCUGUCAGCACACAGAGUGACGGCUUCUUUGCUCUCAAACUCAAAGAGGGUGCAGCAUCAGCUGUUAAAGGAGACUUUUUGCUAAGCAGUGAACACUUGAUUGAAAUCAUCACAAAACUUCACCGUAUUGGGUCCACAGCCUCAGACAUGGCGCAGCUCAAUAUUGACAUUUCUGACGAGUUUUUGGUGCAGUUCAAACAGGACAAAGUGUGCGUUAAAUUCAUUCAGGGAGCUCCAAAGAAUGGCAAUAGCGUGUCAUGUAAACGCAAAAAUAACAGACUUCUGGAGGUGUCUGUCCCGACUACAGCUGCUUAAAACGCCUCCUUGUCCCAUAGAUGGAGACCAUUACAAUCCAUACACACGCUUUAUAUUUUGGCCAACCUCCCUGUGCUCAAAGCCAAACAAGAACUUUAUAGCAGACUAGCUCUUUUUUCCCUUUGAGUCUCCUCUUAUCAGAUGGAACCGUUGUAGUUGUUGCCAUGUGCCACUAUGUGCAAAGGAAGCCCUGAUAUGAGGUUACAUGCCACUAAAUGUUGUCUUCACUGUAAAAAGGAAAGUUUAUAAUAGUUUAAAAUGACUUGACUUCUGAAUAUUAAUAUUUUUAAGUUUAAAUUUAAAAAAAAUUUCUAUUUCUACUAAUAAUAAUGAUACUACUUCAAUUAAAUCCAAACUUGUAUAGUGCUUUUUAUGGACACACAAAGGCGCUUUACAAGGACAGAAAGAAACAAACAAACUUAAUAUAUUAGUUGACAUAGAGCAUAACUAGUGUCUAAUAUAUUUCACUAGGUUAUGAAGAGAAGUAACCAUGGAAACAAGUGUAUUUUGUACAGUUAAAUUAUAAUGUGUUGUCAAACAUUAAACAGGUCAUAUGUUUAAAUAAAUCACAUUUACUUCCCUUAUGAAGGGAAUUUUUUGUCUAAUUAUUGAUCUAAUUUGUAUCAAAAGUUAUGUAAAUCAAAUAUUAUAAUCUGAAUUCAAGUAAUUUUGACUAAUGUAGCUAUUGCCUUUUGCAGUGUAGACAGCUUCAAAUGGGAAGUUGUAUAAAAAAAACAAAAAAACAUUCUAAUGUGAUGGGACACACUUCAGUGGACUAAUGCAACUUGGGUCUACUUGAGGCUACACUUGUUUCUCACUUUGAUUUAAUCAAAAAAGGCCGACAUGGGAAAAUUAUUGUAUGUUAUGUUUUCUUUAUAAAACACAGUGCAAAAUUACACUGGUGCUUCUCAAUGGCCCAACCAGUUUUUGUACCUGCUAUUUCUACAUAUGUGCUAUUGUGAAGUGUCAUUAGACUGUAUAGUGGAAUAUAUAAGAUACAUAGGCCACAUACUGUAGUUUAGUAAUAAAGGAUUUUGUCGCCAAGACUUUUCAAACAACUUCUUACGGCAGAUUUUUUAUGUUCUUGACACUACACAUAACAAACUUCCACUGUCUCAAUAAAGCCAAUAUUGAAACAUUUGCUAAUCACUGUAAAUCAUUUUUAUAAAAAGCUUUGUAAGAUGCUUAAAGGGAUGGUCUAGUAUUUUGUCAUAUUGGGUCUGUUGGGUAUACGCUUUGUACUCUCCAUGGGUUUCAGAGUGAUGGAAAAUUAUGAGUUUAAUUAUAAAAUUAUUAAAAAUUAUUAAAUUCAUCUGGUCUUCUCUUAAUGCAUUUUAAUUUUUUUUUUCAGACCAAGGUUUAGCUUCUUUUAAUACCUGACAGUUUCAACUGCUCACUAGGGUUCUUCCUCAGAGUGGUCAGCUGAUGCUGUCCAGUCAGCUGAUUUAAACAGGUUUUGGUGCUGUCUUCCUACCUGUGGAAGCAGGACAACAGUGCCAUCUGCAGUCUGACAUCUUCAGGACAGCAUCCCAGGUGUGAGAGAGUAAAGAACCCCCUCGUCCCGAUUGAAAGUCUCAUGUCAGGUAUGAAAACAUACUAAACCUCGAUCUAAAAAAUGUAUCAAAAUAUAAUAUUCUCUUUUCAACCUCAGAAAGUCAGCUUAAACCCACAACGUUAUUAUCAUGAAAGACAUAAAAACUAGCAUUUCUUGUGCUUUUAGCUACUUGUUACUAGCUUUACAUACAAUAAUGUAAUAUGACUUUUAGUUUUUCUAGUAAGCCUAUAAUAUCUGUAAAUUUUUUUUUUUUUUUCCUGUAUGUUCAUAUGCUUCUCCUGAUAUAAAUUCUACCAUAUAUUUUAACUAAAUUGAAUGGAAAAAGGUAACUGUACACAAAAACUUUAUGAACUUUGAACCAUGAACAUAAUUUAUCAUAAAUAUUUUUUCUAGUCAGUCCAUUACCCAGCGGGACUUUGCCUUUGUGACAUUGCUAAGAAAACUUACCCAAGCUAGACCCACAUUUUCAAAUACUAAAACUAUCUCCUGAAGUGGUUUAUUAUUGUGGGAAAGUUGACCAGAAUAGGCAAUGGUACUCCAAUUCUUCCAUCAUUAGCUUCUAAGUUUUGUACUAAAGACUUUGGAGCACAGUUAGGAACUUUUUCUCUGGCUAUUUCUGUUGUGCAAUAAAUAAGCUUUGAUCAUAUCUUUUAUAGCAUUUAAAGACAGUACUGAUCUUUAGCGCUCACUGUGCAUUUGCUGUACAUUGGCUGUAAUCCUGGCAUUGACAAAAAUGCUAGUUAUCUACCUUUUCAUAGCUGUGUUUGUGAAAUGAUUAAUAUUGCAGCUUGAAGGCAAGACCAUUUAGAUAAUUGGACAAAUCAUGAUAUUUUUGUGUACAAAUUAGCUUCAGCUUAGCUCAAACAAUGCAAACAACAAAUUAUGAUAUCAUUCAGGUGUAUUAACAAUAUUUUUGGUGAAACUGUGGUGUUUUUCAACUAAGGGUUUGCGUAACUUAGAAAAUAUGGGAUAUGAUGAAAUGUAAAUUUAAAAAAAAAACAUGCAAUUAGUGCAACUUACAAAUGUUGUAUUAUUAUUAUUUUUUUUUUUUUUUACAGUUUGUACCAACUUUGUUCUGUUGAGGAAUCAACAUAGCUAAAUUUGAUAUAAAGGGUUAAAUGUGUUUUGUUUUCAAAUCACUUUGAAAAAAAAUACUUGCAUUGAAUGCUAGUUAUUUGUACUAUGGCUCUGCACAGUUGUAUGCAUUUUUUUGCUAAGAAUCACAAUUUCCCUUUCAUAUUUCUUCCUGUGUAUUUGAGAAAGUGCUGCAGUUGCAAAGAUGAUGUCUGCAUUCUUGUGUGCCUAAUGUUAACCUGUGCUGAAGAUGGAUAUGGACUUGUUUCAUUAGAACUCAGUGUAACAUUUACAAGUAAUCUUUUUUAAAUUAAAUAUGUGAUAAAUAUAUUGGUGUGAA